CUGUUUUCUUCUUUCUCGUCUUCGACUCUUCCUCUAUCAAGUUCCGUUUCCUACCCUCGCCGCCGCAGAGAGGAGUGAAAUGAUUGUAUGAGUUGACGAUUAUGUGAUAGUAGAAGAAGAAAGGCGAUAGUUUCCCAGAAGAAUAGAGAGUAGAAGGGAUCUGAGAAGGUUCAAUUUUUCCCUUUUUUAGUUUGGCAAAGAUGGUGUUAUGGGAGAUAACCGCGGCGACGGCGUAUUUCUUGGGGUUGAAGCGGACCUACAGGAUCGCUCUCAGACUCCAGCGGAGAAUUAUUGGCCCAAAGCACCCCAGGAUCAGACAAUUUCUCCACAGGAGAACACGUUCCAUUUUUGAUGUGGCAGUUACUGUACACAAGAACAUACAGCAAAGAGACUUAGAAGCAGGAAGGAGCCUUGGUAACUGGUUCCUUCGUUUUCUUGACAGAAUCAAGCCAUCCGCCCAGAUCCGUAGCUCUCCAGAAAAACUUCCUGUUAGUACCCGGGAACUAAACUCAAAUAAGUCCGUUGGUGUGGACAAACCAACUGAUAAAAUGUCAGAUCAAAUCGGCGAAAACCGGCGACUCUUUACCUCAUUCAACAAGAACUCUCUGCCUUUGCCAACCGUUAUGAUGAUGAAGCCAACAAAGCAAGCUCAGAACCACCAUUUCUCUUCUCAGUCUGUUCAGAAUUUCUCAUCAUUCUUAAGCUGUGGAAGAGGGCAAUAUAAUGAUGUUAUCAGGAGAGAUAUUGCACUGUGGAUGCAUCUGAAAUGAGAGACUGAUUCUUUCUUCCUGAGAUAGGUAAUUGGUUAGUUCCACUUUGUUUUCUGCAAAAUAGAGCUGUUCUUCCUGUACUCAAUGAUUUUUUUUUCCUUUUUAGUUGUUGAGUAUGGUUUGUAUGGGUCAAUGUUUGUUUGAGGUGAGACCCUAUCCUUCACUGAAGAAUGAUAUCGUUAUGAGGAUUUAUUUCUGUAAAAAUUGUGUGAAAAAAUAUGAUUUUUUUAAAGUUA
Messenger RNA from Dendrobium catenatum, 1006 nucleotides. RefSeq lists its product as uncharacterized. The coding region runs from base 201 to 770 and encodes 189 amino acids. NCBI's taxonomy places the organism in Eukaryota, Viridiplantae, Streptophyta, Magnoliopsida, Asparagales, Orchidaceae. The transcript has 2 exons. The record is from RefSeq and is a predicted model, not a curated record.